UGAAACUUUGGAAUGCGACCUUAAUGAUAUUUCUCUUGUUGAUCCAUCUCCAAAUUCAUUCAUUAUAACUACUAAAACAAUGAGUGAACCGUUUUUAGGUUUUAAAGCUUUAGUCCCAUAUUUUGAUAAGGAUAGUACCGAAUGGUCAUAUCCCAAUUUUCUAUAUGAGAUGCGAAAUGCUAUCUUAGAUAUCGAGCCAUUUGAUAAAGAUUGGGAACGGUUUAGAGCUGUUAUUAUAUGUUGUAUAGAAUGGUUCAGAAUUCCGGAAUCAUCAAAGAAAAUUAAAGCGACAUCCGCGUCUGCUUCCUCCUCAACUGGUGAUGAAAAUGCGAUCGAUGAUGAUGGGCAAACAGCCGAUGAAUCUGAAGAAAUUAAUUAUUCUGAUACAAUCUCUAUAUCAGAUCAGACAAAAACAUUUGGCGAGUCUUACCUAACAUCUACAAUUCCUACGACUCCUUCUCCUUCAUCUCCCAAUUAUAAACAACCACGAUUUAUAACUAGUAAUGAAAAUAUGGAUAUGGAUUAUAGAAUCAUGAAUGUCUUGGAACAACCUGUAAAAUUUAUUUUUGAAGAAAAAAUGAAGAAAUAUAAACCACAAAGAUUCGUGUUAAAAAAAACUUUAGAAAUUUUGAAGUAUUUAAAUGUAAAGCUUGGAAAAGCUCUUUCAAGUAUCACCAUUAAUUACGAAAAUCCAAAUAGAAAUACAGUAUAUUUGCAUAAUUUGUUUGAUAAAUUUGGUGAAGUCAUAAGCAAAGCACAAAAAUUACUCAGAAAUAAAUCAUCAAAAAAACCAAAAUAUGACGGAGACUUGUCAUUUAAUAGAAAAAUCGAAUUUAUUUAUGUGGAAACAGCAACCACAUCGAUCUUAUCAAAAAGAGAUAAAGACUUGUCAAAAAUGCAUGAAGCAAUAGCUAUUAUGUUCAAGUUUAUAGUAUCUUCAUUACCAGAGAAACUUGUAUAUGAAAUAUCAGAAUUGCCUAUCCUUUGCAUUCAAUUCUGCGUUAAGAUGUGUCCAGUUGUUUUUUCAAUAAUGAACUUUGACAUUCUGGAACAAGUUGCAUUUUUACCAAGUUUAACGAAAUCAGCUUCAUUAAUUCAAGACCUCCAUAAACGGUAUCAAUUAUUAUUAAAAAAUAUCUCAGAUUAUUAUUUAGAUAAUGAUAAUAAUUGGACAUCCCUACUGAAACUGAAGACUAGAUAA
This is a messenger RNA of Funneliformis geosporum, 1201 nucleotides long. Lineage: Eukaryota; Fungi; Glomeromycota; Glomeromycetes; Glomerales; Glomeraceae. The record is from the annotation of a GenBank genome assembly.